This is a messenger RNA of Trichobilharzia szidati, 610 nucleotides long. NCBI's taxonomy places the organism in Eukaryota, Metazoa, Platyhelminthes, Trematoda, Strigeidida, Schistosomatidae. The record is from the annotation of a GenBank genome assembly.
UAUGGCUACUUGGUGGAAUGAAAAUGCUAAAGUUUCUGAUUGUGAUGAUCCGAAGGAGAUGAUUACUACUACUACUACUACUACUACUACUACUACUACUACUACUACUACUACUACUACUACUACUACGGCGACGACAACGAAUACUGCUGCUACUGUUGCUGCUCGUCCUCCUCUUCCUUCAUGUAGUAGCCCUAUUGAAUAUGUAAAUAAACUAUUUAAUAAUAAAUAUGUAAAGAGAAAAGCAUCAACAACAACAACUUCGGAAACUAGUGGUAUUACACCUAAUAAACGUGUGUGUCCAUCACUAAACAAAGGUGAUUGCAACAACAACAGCGUACAAGGUAGUUGUCAUCGCAUUAUUGAAGGUGUUGGUGUUAGUGCUAGUGUUGGAGGUGAUGAUAAUGACCAACUGAGUUCAACUAAUAAUUCUGCUACUACUACUCCUUGUGUUGACGAGGGGGCGCAAGAACAGGUCAGCAGCGGCGGAGGAGGGACAUCACGUAGUUCUGAUGAUACAAAUGUUACUGAAAUGUCAGCGUUUGAUAGACCAACAAUACCAAGUGGAGUUGUAUCAUAUCCGCCUGUAUGUCAGAUAACUUAUAAGUGA